CGUCGAGCGAGCAAGUCUUGCCACUCGACUCCACUCAACAACCACAAUCAUGAACCCAGCCAGAACAGCCCUCGCAGCGCUCGCACCCACGCGCGCCGCGCUCCCCACCACCCUCCUUCGCACCGCGCGUGCCGGCACGGCGCGUGUGCCACACCACCUACCCCGCAUCAUUCCCGCCCGUCGCCCCGCGUCGCACGCGGCCGGGGUGACGGCCAUCCCGUAUGCGUCGCUCGUGACGCGCAUCGUCGUCGAGGACGCGCCGAAGAAGUACCACCGGCCCGAGUCGCACGCGGCCAAGAUCACCAUGACGCCGUUCAUGACGCGCGCUGCCGCGCCGUCCCCGCACGGGUCGUACGAGUCCCCCGUCGCUGCCCUCCGGCCAACCAAGAUGCUCGCGUACACCCCCGUGGCGGACCACAGCGCGCGCCACACGCCGAUGGAGUACCCCCUCCCGGAGGGAGUGGACAAGGUGGUGCUCAACCUGCGCUUUGACCCCGCGCGCAGCUGGAUGGCGUACCUCGCGUAUUUCCGCCUGCCCGCGAGCGUGAAGGAGCUCGUGCUCCUGCUCUCAGUCGACGGGCAGCUCGCGAGCCAUACCCGCGAGCGCGCAAUGGCAGAGUGGCAGUGGGACCUGGUGCGCGCGCUCACGAGCGGCAUCUUCACGCACCGCGAGGUGGCGUACACGCUUGUCGACGCGCAGGGCGUCGACGAGAGCAUCAAGAAGGAGGUGUGGCGAUGGGUACGUCGUGCGCAAGGGAGGGAGCUCACGCCCCAGUGCUCGGAGGAGUACGAGUGCCAGGACUUGCCGAGCCGCGCCGCGCGCCUGAGAGAAGGCGGAGAGGCGGCGCCGGAUACCCCGGAGGAACAUACCGCCCACGCGCGCGCGUUCGCGCCGUGGAAUAACCUCGCGUUCCUCAGCUCGGAGGAGUACUGCCAGCGAAUUGGUCCAGAGCAGUUUGCGCUCGAGAUCCAGGAGAACUAGGGGGCGGAGGACGCCGAGGGGACAAGUAGAACCAAAGGAAAGACCAAGUUGUACGAACUACAAACGCCCGUUGUACACUAUGCAUAAUGAGAG
Vanrija pseudolonga is the source of this 1075-nucleotide messenger RNA. RefSeq lists its product as uncharacterized. The transcript is spliced from 2 exons. The record is from RefSeq and is a predicted model, not a curated record. Lineage: Eukaryota; Fungi; Basidiomycota; Tremellomycetes; Trichosporonales; Trichosporonaceae. The coding region runs from base 50 to 982 and encodes 310 amino acids.